Messenger RNA from Siniperca chuatsi (mandarin fish), 5219 nucleotides. It is a transcript of the gene wnt9a, whose product is annotated as wingless-type MMTV integration site family, member 9A. Gene Ontology annotation, cellular component: extracellular region. The record is from RefSeq and is a predicted model, not a curated record. The coding region runs from base 110 to 1210 and encodes 366 amino acids. Gene Ontology annotation, molecular function: cytokine activity; frizzled binding. Gene Ontology annotation, biological process: neuron differentiation; multicellular organism development; cell fate commitment. The transcript is spliced from 4 exons. NCBI's taxonomy places the organism in Eukaryota, Metazoa, Chordata, Actinopteri, Centrarchiformes, Sinipercidae.
AGGAGCGCAGCGCAGCUCCUCUCUGUAUAAGAAGUGUUGAACGUUCAACAAGGGAUUUUACACAGCUACUCAGGAGAAACGAAAUGAUCUGCCCUGGAGCCGCAGCAAAAUGCUGGAUGGACACCUACUCCUGGGAUGGUUAUCGUUCACAGUUAUAAUGUAUCUUCUCAACUUGCCUGGACCAACCACAGCAUAUUUCGGGUUGACAGGUAAUGAACCAUUGUCUAUCCUGCCACUGAACUCUCUACCAGAGGAGAACGUGGGCAGGGCCCACUACAAGCUGUGCGACCGGCUCAAACUGGAAAAGAAGCAGCGCAGGAUGUGCAGACGAGACCCGGGCGUGGCGGAGACCCUGAGAGAGGCCAUCACCAUGAGCGCCCUAGAAUGCCAGUAUCAAUUCCGCUUUGAGAGGUGGAACUGCACCUUAGAGGGGCGCCACCGAGCCAACAUACUAAAGAGAGGAUUUAAAGAGACAUCCUUCUUGUAUGCCAUCUCCUCGGCGGGCCUGACCCAUGCAAUGGCCAAAGCUUGCAGCGCAGGACGCAUGGAGCGCUGCACGUGUGACGAGGCCCCGGACCUGGAAAACCGCAAGGCGUGGCAGUGGGGAGGCUGCGGAGACAACCUCAAAUACGCCAACAAGUUUGUCAAGGACUUCCUGGGCAAACGUUCCAACAAAGACUUACGCGCACGCGUGGACAUGCACAACACAAAUGUGGGCAUGAAGGUAAUCAAGGCCGGAGUAGAGACCACUUGCAAAUGCCACGGCGUCUCCGGCUCCUGCACCGUCCAAACCUGCUGGAGGCAGCUCCUGCCCUUCCACGAGAUCGGCAAGCAGCUGAAGCAGCGCUAUGAGACCUCCAUCAAGGUCGGCAGCUCCACCAAUGAGGCCACUGGGGAGGGAGAGAUCUCCACAGGCCGGAGCCAGCAGCAGCAGCCCCUGCCUGGCCUGAACGAUCAGAUCCCUCGCACUAUGGACUUGCUCCACAUCGAGGACUCACCCAGUUUCUGUAGACCCAGCAAGUACUCGUCGGGCACAGCAGCCCGCAAGUGCUACAAGGACAAGAACUGCGACGCUAUCUGCUGCGGGCGAGGCCAUAACACUCAAAGUAGGGAGGUGACCCGGCCCUGCCAGUGCCAGGUGCGCUGGUGCUGCUAUGUCGAAUGCAAGCAGUGCACACAGAGAGAAGAGGUCUAUACCUGCAAAGGGUAAACCAGUCACCUGUCAGCCCCUACGAUCAGUGGAGCAAGUGAAAGAUGGUUGUGUUGAAGAGGAAUGGUUGUUUUGUUCUCAAAUAAAGUUUUGCUUCCACUGUCGGAACAGUGUUCUGCAAAUGAAAGAGGAGCGAGCCGAUGGAGAAGCAAUAAGCACUUUGAGGGAUUUCUGUGGGUUGGGUUUCAGAGCUCCUGUGGCCCCCCAUGUCUGGGGUUUGCAGAUGAAAAAAACCUUCUCAGACAACUGGGUCAACAUCUCAAGCUUUUUUAUCACGGUUUUGCCUUGAAGAGAGAAGCUUUUAUUUUCCCAUUUAAAAAAAAAAAAAAAAAAAAAAAAAAAAAAAAAAAAAUCAAUUGCAUCUUUUCACAAGAAAACAGAAAUUAGCAUCUGGUUAAUGAGGAUCCAAGACAAGGACAGUAACACCAACAGACUGGUUUCUGGGGCCUUGCCCAAAGAAGAAUGGCGCGUGUGUGUAUGUGUUUGUCAAUCUUUACAUGUGUGUGUUUGUCUGUGAGCUACGUGAUAGAUAGUGAGGGGGGAGGGGGUUCGUGACGACUUUUAUGGCAAUGAAAACCAUAUUCAGAGACUGCUAAAAAGAAAACAAAGACAGGGUGUAAGAUUUACUCUACACGCACAUAUUUACACUCACACACAUUGUGUGUUUGCAUAUGUAUGUAAAUAAAUUCAGUUAUAUUGUAAUGAUAUUAUACAAGCCACUUAUCUAACUAUGUUAAAACAAACCACUAACCACACAAAUGUUUUGUUGUUUGUGUGCUCUCACUCAUUUUUCUUCUUGAUUCAUGUCGACAAGGCCCUUUGGAAAGCAGCACACUUGUGUCAGUCGUCUUGCUGUGGAUAAUUUAUAGAUCCUUUGGGACUACUCCUACACAGGGAGUAAAAAAGAUCUAUUUUUUUUCUUUUUUGUAAUAAUAUAAUAUGAAGCUGUUAGUAAAUGCAUUAACAGAAAAUAACUAAACCAGUCAGUUUAGGCUAUUCUCGGCCUUGAGCGAACCAGUGUUCAGGGAAUAACUUAAACCACUAUAACUAUUUGGAUGAAAUAGGAGUGAAAUUGUCCAAGUUGGAGAUGACAGUGGCCUUGUUAUUACAGCCAUCAUCAUUGCAACAGGUGAUCACUUGACCUGCAAACGAUCCAUAUGUGACUCAGAUCAGAAAUUGUGGAGCUCUGCAGAGCUUAAAUCUACUUAUUAGGUUUUUUUUCCUUUUUUUUCCUUUAAUGCUUUGAAGUUGUAAAGAAAACUGUGGAGAAAUGGAGGAAUGUAGACCCCUACCAUUUCACAGCCUUCUUUCCUCUUCAGCUGCCACAAUUUGAUUGAGCCAUAUUCAACACAUGUAGACAUGCAGCACGUAUAGUGGGACCUGUGUCAGUCAGUCCAAACAGUAUGGGCCAACUGAGACGGUAAUCUAACUUGACGUGUCUGCAGAGUUGCUCAAGUGAAGAUGAAUGCAUAAGUUUCAUAGCUAAUAUAAAUAUAUUUUGUAAGACUAAUAUUUGUGUAAUGUUCUGCAAAUUGAUGUCUAAAUGCAAACAUUGGGGUUUUGCAAAUCUGCUGUCUUCAUUCAGAAGUCAGUGAAGUUGUUAUAAUACAUGAGUUAAUUUGCUUUUUCAUAUUGUUUCUUGGCACAAAGUGACACAAUUAACACAAUGCAACAUACUGAACCCUGUCAUGCAACUACAGUGACAGUUUAAAGGAAUAGUUUAAUGUUUUGGGGAAAUACUCUUAUUUACUUUCUUGCAGAGAGUUAGAUGAUUGAUACCACUCCAAUGUCUGUCUGGUAAAUAUAAGGCUACAGCUAGCAGCCAGUUAGCAUAGUUUAGCAUAAAUGCUGGAAACCGGGGGCAAACCUGGCUCUAUCAGAGGUUAUCAAAAUCAGCCUAUCAGCACCUCUAAAGCUCACUAACAAGCAUGUUAUAUCUUGUCUCGUUUUUACACUUCAGUUUUUGUACGGAUUGAACAAACAAGAUAUAACAUGUUAAUCAGUGAGGUGCUGCUAGGCGGAUUCUCUUACCUUCGAAUGAAGCCAGGUAGCUGUUCCCCCCCGUUUCCAGUCUUUAUACUAAGCUAAGCUAACCUGCUGCCGGCUGUAGUUUCAUAUUUACCAGACAGAUAUUAGAAUGGUAUCCAUGUUCUCAUCUAACGCUCGGCAAAACAGUGAAUAAACAUAUUUCCAAAAAUGUCAAACUAUUGCUUUAAGAUAUAACCAUGAAAUCAAAGGUUUAAUUUUAUAAGAAAUGCCUUUGUACACACAAAGAAUGCAGACAAUAAUAUUUCAUUGUAUUCUCAGCACUUAGCUUCUGAGAACCUUGUUAUAUACUAUAUAAUAUGCCUUGUUUUAGAUGGGUGUGAAUUAACUACUGAGUGAGGGACCCAGCUUUGUAUUAUAGUGACAUUCACGCACUGAAGCCCAAAAGUCCUUUUAAAGUAUUCUAAGAUCUGUAUUUAUGGAUACAGUGCAGUGCAGAACCUUUUUUUUUAAAUUGUAAAUAGCAAAGGUUUCUUCUCCUGUGGUAUAGAGACAAAAGUGAGGCACAUGUUUAACUCUCACAAGCAACUGAAACAGAAAUUGGUAGCAAUAAGAAACGUUAGGGUGAGACAUUUGUGGAAGCAGCGCACAGCUGCUGUAACAAGACGGUUAUAGAUUAUAAUCAGCGAUACAGCACCAUGCCAAACAUCCUUAAAAAUGGCUUUUACCUUUAACAGACGGUUUAGUCUUUAAAGACGAUUAUCACAAUAUUCGAAAUUAAACCACCGUUCUGGACAACAAUAUCAUGCUUUAGGAAGAGAGCCUUGCAUGGGUUAUUUGUCCUGAGGAGAUGAAUUCCAAGCAUUUUGAUAUGAGAAGCCAUGCCAAAUAAAGACUGGUCAAAACAUAUACAUAGAACUUUGCACGCUACAUGGAAACCAUAAUAGCUAUGCUGAGACUCGAAGCAUAAAUGCCUGCUUCCCACAGCUUUUGGUGUGUGCGUUCUCCACACACACUCCUCGGUCCAAACACACUGAGGUUCUCUACUAUUGAACGGAUUCACAAUAGGCAUGACAGGAAUACCAAAUGCACACCGAGUGCAUGUUUGUUUGUUUAUAGAUUGUACAUAGGCCUAAAAAUUUCUCCCGAGAAAGAGAAGCAUGAUGCAGCAACCAGUCGGUUUUUAGACGUCACAGUCGUCCACAUUCUCAAAUCCAAAACUCUGCACUGUUUAGUUGUCAGUGGAUCAUGUACAAAAUUCUGUUUUGUAGAAAAAAAUAAAAGAUAAAUUAUUUUUAAAUAUAUUAUGAGCAUGUUUUUAGUGUAAAUAACGUCAAAGUCUAAAUUGAUUUUAUAUCCUGUAUUUUUUACUCUGUUUUUCUUUUGGGUGUUUGUUCCUUAUUGGGGUGGAGGCUUCGAGAAGCAGUGUAUACUUUAAACAUAUUUCAUUUCAUAUCUCAUCAUUUGCUGUUAUCUAAGCACUAACAAAUCCUAACAAAUUUAGAAUCAACUCACGUUUAGCUGUCUUUUAUUCAUGCGCACCAUCAUGGCACGUUUUUGAGAGUAUUAAAACAAAAUCACAGUCAUCAACAAUAUUUUUUUAUAGGAUUUGAUCUGUUUGUAUAAUCAACUAUUUUGUGAAAAGACUUUGUAAUGCUGGUUAUCACCAUAUGAUGCAGUAUAAACUCAUGAUUGCAUCAGUAUGGACGGGUUUAUACUCACCUUUGGAUCACUUUACAUGUACAUGUACUUUUUGUUAGGAUUUGUGCUGUGCUUGUAAAACAAAUAUAAAACACACUAACCAUGUAUUGCCCUUUGUGAUGAUACUACACCAACAAAGCUUUGUCCAUGGUCACUUAUUCAUGUCUUAUGGGAACCCUAAAUUAUUUUCCUCUACCUCAUGUGUAUAGCUUGUAGGUAUAAACAGAUCACAAAUGACUGGUAAGAAUGUAUUUAAGUUAUUUAACAUCUUUGUUUAACAAAGGCGAAAAAAAUCUGAAAUAAUAAAUGAAUUUUUAAAUUA